AAAAACAUAACAUACAAGUAAUAGCACGUGGGAUCUUGGUUUUGUACCAUACAGCAACCAACAAAUAAAAUAAAGCAAAAUGGGCAAGAAAACGAAAGUAGGAAAGACAAGGAAGGAUAAAUUUUACCAACUUGCCAAGGAAACAGGUUUCAGAUCCCGUGCCGCUUUUAAAUUGAUACAGCUAAAUCGCAAGUUCGGAUUCCUCCAACAGUCGCAAGUUUGCUUAGAUCUAUGUGCAGCUCCUGGAGGAUGGAUGCAAGUGGCCAAACAAAAUAUGCCAGUCUCCAGCAUUGUAAUUGGCGUUGACCUCUUCCCCAUACGGCCCAUUGCAGGCUGUAUUGGCUUAGUAGAGGACAUUACAACGGAAAAGUGUCGUCAAUCAUUGACUAAGGAGUUGCAAUCGUGGAAGGCCGAUGUUGUCCUUCAUGACGGUGCCCCCAACGUGGGUCGUAAUUGGCUUUAUGAUUCUUAUCAGCAGAUCUGCCUAACUCUUAAUGCCCUCAAGCUGACCACCCAGUUUCUUCGCGGCGGAGGUUGGUUUGUAACCAAAGUUUUCCGCUCCAAGGACUACAACGCACUGCUUUGGGUGCUCAAGCAGCUCUUCAAAAAGGUGCAUGCCACCAAACCAAGUGCAUCCCGUAAGGAGUCAGCCGAGAUAUUCGUGGUCUGCCAGGAAUAUCUAGCCCCCGACAUUAUCGACCCCCGCCUGCUCGACAGCAAGUAUGUGUUCGAGGAGCUCGACCUCGAGAACAAGAAGAAAAAUAGCCUUCUGCACCCCGAGAGACAAAAACGCAUCAAGGCCGAGGGCUACAGUGAGCAGGACUUAUCAUUGAGAACCAAUUUAUCGGCUACAGAGUUUAUGAAAGCAGAAAAUGCUCUUUCUGCCCUCCAAGGUGUAGGAUCCAUACGCAUUGAUGACGAUCGUAUUGCCAAUCACAAGAAAACUACUCCUGAGAUUCUAGAGUGCUGUAAGGACCUUAAGGUUUUGGGUCGCAAGGAUAUUAAAGGUCUUGUAUUGUGGUGGAAAGCUGUUAAAGAUAGUUUUUUUAAGGAUGAAACUGCGGCAGUUAUCGAGGAACAAGAAGCAGAGGAAACAAUACCCAAACAACUAACGCAAACAGAAUUAGAGGAAAUUGAAGAUCUUGAACUACAAGAACAGAUCAGAACGUUGACAGCCGAGGAGCAAAAAGAGCUUAAGCGGAAGCGAAAGAAGACGCUCAAGGCCAAGGCAAAACUUCACGAAAAGAUGAACCUCAAUAUGGUUAUAAAGGGAGAUGACGGGCCUGUGGAGGAAACUGGUCACGAAAUUUUUGAUCUGAAAGUUAUUGACUCUGCUGGUGAGUUGGAUAGGUUCCUCGAUGUUAGCCCUGACUUCGAUGUAGAAGAAGAGGGUAAAGAGGCUGAAAAGUUGCCCAAGUACAAAAAAUAUGACAAGGAUGACAAGAAAAUGGAUGACGAUGGUAACUAUGAAAGCGACGAAGAGAACGCAUCAAGUGAUGAUGAAGACAGCGAUGAGAUGGUGAAUGAUGAGCAAGGUUUGGGCCUAAGCGACGAUGGCGAAGACACUGUUAAAGUUGGCAAAGGAAAGAAAACACACGAGGAGCAUCCGCUCAUAAAGUCAAGUGAUUUCCGUGACAAGGACACCAAGAGGCAACAGCGCGUACAGCUUUGGUACGAGAAGGAUAAUCUCCAAAACAUUGCAUCGGACGACGAUGAGGAAAACUAUGAUCUGAAAAAUAUGGCCAAGGAGUAUAAUCUUAAGGGAGUCUCUCUUCUCGGUGAGAGCACCCUCAGCGGUGACACAAAUGGACAGGCUCUCCUGGGCAAGAAGGCUAAGCGACGUGCCCGACACGAAAUCGAGACGAAGGACAGCAGCUCAGAUGACUCUGAUUCAGAUUCUGAAGAGCUUCUCAAAGAUGAUAAUGUUUCUGCAGAUAUGUCCAAAGAGCCUAAAUCGAAGAAGGUACGUUUGACAGAAAAUGAGCUAGCUCUUGGUGCGCUUUUGAUUCGCGGAAAGAAAACACAACGUGACCUUAUUGAUGCAGCCUGGAACCGUUAUGCUUUUAACGAUGAAAACCUUCCAGUUUGGUUCACGCAGGAUGAACAAGAACACAUGACUAUGGCCCAGCCAGUGCCUCAAGAGCUUACCGAAGAAUACCAACGCAAGGUCCAGGAGUUAAAUGUUCGCCCCAUUAAAAAGGUAAUGGAGGCAAAGGCAAGAAAGAAGCGUCGUUCCUCAAAGCGUAUGGCCAAGGCAAAGAAAAUGGCCGAAAAGAUAAUGGAAAACGCCGACGCCUCAACCCAUGAGAAGGCAAAACAACUGAAAAAGGUAUAUAAGAAAGCUGAAGAGAAGAAAAAGGAGAUUACCUACGUUGUGGCUAAAAAGCACACAGCGUCUCGUCGGGCAAGUCGCCCAGCUGGUGUGAAAGGUCGCUAUCGUGUCGUAGAUCCGCGAGAGAAGAAGGAUAAACGCUCUGCAGUGGCUAUAAAGAAACGCCAAAAAAAGGGGGGUAAAACUGGAAAAGGAAAACGGUGAAAGAUUCAAUUUGAACAAUUAAAUGUAACCAGAAAUAAAACGCCACUUAGUACAUACUACAACUGAAA
Drosophila subobscura is the source of this 2604-nucleotide messenger RNA. RefSeq names its product pre-rRNA 2'-O-ribose RNA methyltransferase FTSJ3. Gene Ontology annotation, molecular function: rRNA (guanine) methyltransferase activity; rRNA (uridine-2'-O-ribose)-methyltransferase activity. The transcript has 2 exons. NCBI's taxonomy places the organism in Eukaryota, Metazoa, Arthropoda, Insecta, Diptera, Drosophilidae. The coding region runs from base 80 to 2536 and encodes 818 amino acids. The record is from RefSeq and is a predicted model, not a curated record. Gene Ontology annotation, cellular component: nucleolus; nucleus; preribosome, large subunit precursor. Gene Ontology annotation, biological process: rRNA methylation; maturation of LSU-rRNA from tricistronic rRNA transcript (SSU-rRNA, 5.8S rRNA, LSU-rRNA); maturation of 5.8S rRNA from tricistronic rRNA transcript (SSU-rRNA, 5.8S rRNA, LSU-rRNA).